Sphaeramia orbicularis (orbiculate cardinalfish) is the source of this 2413-nucleotide messenger RNA. RefSeq names its product gastrula zinc finger protein XlCGF49.1-like. Gene Ontology annotation, biological process: regulation of transcription by RNA polymerase II. NCBI's taxonomy places the organism in Eukaryota, Metazoa, Chordata, Actinopteri, Kurtiformes, Apogonidae. The transcript has 3 exons. Gene Ontology annotation, molecular function: DNA-binding transcription activator activity, RNA polymerase II-specific; RNA polymerase II cis-regulatory region sequence-specific DNA binding. Bases 176 to 940 code for a protein of 254 amino acids. The record is from RefSeq and is a predicted model, not a curated record. Gene Ontology annotation, cellular component: nucleus.
ACACCUACAGGAGCCGUGUUUAUUCAGCUCCAUGUUUAAAAUCUCGACGGAGUCAGCUGUAAAGGGACACCAGCUGCCGGACAAACUUCUCCAGUACUCUAAUGCUGGUUUCAUCUCACAGGAGGCGUAUGUUUGUUGACGUCGUAGAAGAACAUCAGCUGUUACACCAAGAAACAUGACUUCACUGCAAAAGAUAGUCUACCGUUGUUUGCAAUGUGACAAAGAAUUCAACGCAGCGUAUCGACUAAAGAAUCAUCAGAGCGUUCACAGUAAAGACAGGCCAUUCAGCUGUGAGCUCUGUGAUAAAACGUAUAAAACAAAAGGUCAACUAAAGGUUCAUCAGAGAAUUCACAGUGGUCAAAGGCCGUUUACAUGCGAACUUUGUGGGAAAACAUUCUCGUCUGCGAGUAACGGUAAACGCCACCAGCUCAACCACGACGGAGCCAAACCCUACGUCUGUGAGGAGUGUGGGAAAACAUUUUCUCUGAUGUCUAACCUAAAGCGUCACCGGCUCAUUCACACUGGAGAGAAACAACAUAGCUGUAGUGAAUGUGGGAAACGUUUUACACAGCGCAUAAGCCUAAUAGUCCACCAGCGUAUACACACCGGAGAGAAACCGUACAGCUGUGAGUACUGUGGGAAGUGGUUCACCCACAUGAGCGUGUACAAAAUCCACAGAAACAUCCACACCAAUGAAAACAUCUACCCUUGUAAGUAUUGUGGGAAGCUGUUGAGUUCACAUAGAGCACUCGAGGUUCAUAAACGCAUCCACACUGGGGACAGACGCUUCAAGUGCAAACACUGUGACAAAACCUUCAUCAAAUCAGCCGAAUGCAUGAGACAUGAACGCGUCCACACCGGACACAAACCGUACUGGUGUGAACGGUGCGAGAAAAACUUCAACACAUCUGAUCAGGUUAAGAAGCACAAGUGUGUGUGACAAACCCGUCAUGUUUCGUCACUUGACAUCAAGGGUGCGUCAUAAUUCUACAAGGACACAAUGUGAGUCCCUGCCUUGAAAAAAGAGAAAACUGCAGAAUUUUCUGCAAUUUCACAAAUAUAUUCAAAGAUUUUUUUUUAGGGGGGGAUUUGAGAAUGUAAUAUAUCAGUUUGUGCAGUUUAGUUCCUCUCCUACUUUACAGACUUUGCUGAUUAAUUAGACAUUAAAAGUGAAUAAUGAAACAAAAGCAUCAAAAUUUCAGCUAAGGCACUUACACGUUUAUUGCCUUGCACUUCGCAAUUCUACCACUUACUUUUACUUAAAAGUGUAUGUAAAAGACAAUUUCACUUACAUUAGACACCCAAUCUGAAAAUGAUGGGACAGUAAUUUAAAUUCACAUCAAAUGGAUUUUAAUUGUAAUGUAAUAAAAAGAAUAAUAAAUAAUAAAAUAAAAAAAAUACUGUCAAAGGAAAAGGCUGAGUUGAAAAUGUAAGGCUUCUGUGUCUUUUUACAAGUGGUGAAAUUUUUUGUGUAAUUCAAACUUAUCAGAAGUGGUCAAACAUUUUAUAUUUCAUGGGUUUAAUGGGUCAGAACAGUAGCAGUACAUUAAUGUCAUUGCUAUGGCAACACAGUGAAUUUCAGUGUUAUGUCAGAAAUGCGUCAAUUGUGCCCCCCUUAGAAUUUGAAACCCCAUGAAGAUUUGACUUAGAUGCACAGAUACACACACACAUACACACACACACACACACACACGCACACACACACAAGCCUCUGGGACCUGUACUAUAACUCAACCGUGAAUGUGUUUUCUUUUCUCUUCUGAAUAUGCUGUGUCAAUUUUCUGCCAUUUCCAGCCGUCGUUCGCUGACAGAGGAAGUAAUGUGUAACUAUUUUGUACAAACUGUGCAUUCUGCUUGGAUGUGUGCAGAGGUGUGACAGCCUGAUUGUUGCUACUUGCAGUUUUAGUUCUUGUUGUUCCCAUGACUUAACUGAUUAUUGUGCUGUAAUUGUACUUUUCUCUGUGUCUUAUUGUUGUAAAUACCUGCAGCAGUAUUUGUUUGUUAUUUCAUAUAUUGUACUACUUUUAACCUUUAUAUUUUUGUGUUCAUUUAAAUAUUCGUGACUAUACUGUACUGGAACAAUCUUUCACUAAAGCCUGUAUUUAAAAAAAAAAAAAAAGUAAAUGUAUAUACACUGACACUAAACACAGCCAUGUGUUCUAUGAAGGAUAUUGUAUGUUGUUGCUACUUCAAGGGAUCUUUGAAUGGAGUGUGUAUGAUUUUGUUGCCAAAAUGUCACUGAUUAAAUUGUUGGUUGUGUCUUAUUGAGCAUGUGUUCUGAGUUGUGACGCAAUGAGUCAAAUUCCACAACAAGUGUGUAAGCUUUUGCAAAACUGUGAAUGAGUCUACGUCUAUAUUUAACAUCGUGUCAAUUAUUUGUGCUGUUAUGGUUAUUAAAAAGGACAUGUACGCA